Messenger RNA from Crotalus tigris (Tiger rattlesnake), 4125 nucleotides. RefSeq names its product RNA polymerase mitochondrial (gene POLRMT). Gene Ontology annotation, molecular function: mitochondrial promoter sequence-specific DNA binding; DNA-directed RNA polymerase activity. Gene Ontology annotation, biological process: mitochondrial transcription. The transcript is spliced from 21 exons. Bases 83 to 3838 code for a protein of 1251 amino acids. Gene Ontology annotation, cellular component: mitochondrial DNA-directed RNA polymerase complex. NCBI's taxonomy places the organism in Eukaryota, Metazoa, Chordata, Lepidosauria, Squamata, Viperidae. The record is from RefSeq and is a predicted model, not a curated record.
GCCGCGCGUGCGCACUAGGGGGCUGUAGCAUGUGGGCUUUUUCGGCCAGGCGGUAAGAUGCAGAGGGCAGCGGGGUGAACCGAUGCUGAAGCUGCAAGGGACGCUGCUGUGGGGCACAGGGAGCCUCCGUGUUGGGAUGAGAUGUCACUCGACCAGGGUAAAAGAAGAAACCAGGAAACUAUGGUUACAUGAGCAGGUGGAGCUGCUGGAGGUGUUGGAAGCUAGAGUGAAGCAACUCCGGGCUGACCACAAAUCGGAGCUCCUGAAGCCCAACCUCCAGCUAUGUCAGGCCAAGAAAUUCAGUUACUUUCCGAGUGCCCAAGGCCAGAAGACCCCUGCACGCCAAGCAGCUCAGGGCAAGUUGGUCGCGACGGAUGACACUAGGCUUGCCGUCAACUCUUGGAAGUCCAAAAUGAAGGUGGAAAAACAAGCCAAGAAAAUGAAGCGUUGGGACCUGAACACCAGGACCUUGGAAGCCAUCCUCUCUUCUAAAACUCUGGUGGAAAAAGCCGUCAGGUGCUCUUCCGCAUCCGUCAGGAAAUCUGUAGCGGAUGGCUCCAAGGCGCAGUCGGAUAGCAACAUCACCUUGACUGGGAUCCGAAUCUGGGACAGAAAUGUGCCUCCUGUUUCUUCUUCUCCUCCUUCUUCUCCUCCUCCUUCUCCUCCUUCUUCUCCUUCUUCUGCUGCUGCUGUCAAGGCCUCGUCCGAGCCUGUGCUGAUGCUGAAUGGGAGGUCGCUUCCAGAAAUGAUAGUCUUCCAGGACGAUAUCCGGAUGACCAUUUUAGCCUACAUGGACACUUCCCUGUUCAAGGGCCAGAAGAGGAAAGCCCUGCAGUGUUUGUUAUAUUUCCACAAUACCCCGGGGCUGAAGAAGUUUCUGACUACGCAGAUGUUCAGUCUCCUCAUGUGUCAUUAUGCCAAACAGGGUGCACUUAAGAAAAUUGGCUGGCUGUUUUCUGUGCUGGAGGAAAAUAACCUCAAGCCGAAUCAGGAUUGUUACAUGGCUGUGCUAAAUUGCAUGGGUCGAAUCAAAGCGGAACCCCUUAUCAUUUCAAGAUGCAUCGAACAGCUGGAAAGUGAGGGUUUCUCCUUGCAAAACUUCUUCAAGGAUUCCACUUACGAAGACAACGAAGUCACAAUGGUCCUCAGGGCCAUCCAGACGGUCAAGCCAGACUUCCAGCCACAAUUCUUUUCCCCUCCAACUUCCACCAUGCCGCUACUGGAAAAAUUCUACAGGACGAAGACGCCCGUUUCUUACACCAAGCUCAAUUUCACUGUAGAAGAGCUGAAGCAGCGAUUCCGAAAACAGUACAAGAUGGAGACUUCCGACAGGGUCACGGUUGAUUCGGUGGAAGCCACCAAACCGAUCACGGCUACAACUAUCAAAGCGCGAGAAAUUUUGAGCAAGAUCCGUUCUCACUGGGAAGCCGCUUUGCUUCGCAACCUGACGAAGCUCCAGAAGCAAGAGAACAUUUGGCGCACCUCCAAACUAGACCUGUACCCCUUUCUUUGCGUGCUGACCAACGAGGAAUACGUAGAUCUGAUGAUGCAGACGGUUUUCAGCCUGCCAGCCCUUGGGGAAUGCGUCAGCAUCUUAGCCAAGGAUCUGGGUACUAGAAUCUACAAUAAAUACACUAUUGUUAGAAAAAACUGCACCAUUUCGGAGGAAAAUUUUGAGAAGACCUAUGAUAGCUAUGUCCAGCUUUUGGCCAGAGAUAAUCAGGUGAAUAAUUUUUUGCCACGGGAAUAUUGGGAGAAGCUGAGAGAGGAGGUGGGCUAUAGCCCUUCCUUGAUAUCCAAGCAAGUCGUUUGGCCCCCAAGCCUGUUGAUUCAGCUGGGUUUUCAGCUGAUCGAACUGAUGGUCCAAACUCUCAAGCUCGACCACAGCCUGCUGCCUUUGCUCCCCAAGGACGCUGUCAUUCCCGUUCUGUACCACGUCUAUUCUUUCCGCGGAACCAAGCAGAUCGGUUUCGUUAAACCUCACUCUAUCCUGAUCCGGCUUCUCCAGGAGGCUGUGGAGACGACCCUCACCUUCGACUCUUUUAUCCUCCCCAUGCAAUGUCCCCCCGUGCCCUGGGUCUCUUCCCACUUCGGGGCCUAUACUCUCUCUCCGGUCAAGCUGAUGCGAUGCCAAGACGGGGUGGUCCAGCACGAGCUUCUCUUAGACGAGUGCCCUCACGACCACCUCUGCUUGGUCCUGGAUGCGCUGAACUUUCUGGGCAACUGCCCUUGGAAAGUCAACCAGCCCGUCUUGGACGUGGUCAUCUCCAUCUUCAACGACAAAGGCGACGAGAAACUGGACAUCCCUCCGCCGCCAUCUUGGGAGGCCCAAGAGCUUGCCAAGCAGCUGGCCAAGAGCGAGCCCAUGUCCAAGAUGGCUCUGAAAUGGAAGAUGUCCCAGUACCGUAAGAAGGCCAGGGAGACCUACAGCCUGCGGAUGGACAUGCUCUACAAGCUCUCCAUCGCCAAGCACCUGAAAGACGAGGCUUUCUGGUUCCCCCACAAUCUGGAUUUCCGCGGGAGGACCUACCCGUGCCCUCCUCACUUCAACCACCUGGGGGGUGACUUCACGCGGGGGAUUCUCCUCUUUGCGGAAGGAAAGCCCCUUGGACCAUACGGCCUGAAAUGGCUGCAGAUCCAUCUGGUCAACCUGACUGGGCUGAAGAAGAAGCAGUCUCUGAGGGAGAGGUUGGCCUACGCCAUUCGGAUCAUGCCGGACAUCUUGGAUUCGGCAGACAACCCAUUAACGGGCAAGAGGUGGUGGAUGGACACCGAUGAGCCGUGGCAAGUUUUGGCGUGUUGCAUGGAGAUCGCAAAGGCUGUUCGGUCUCCCAAUCCUGCUGAAUACGUCUCCCAUUUUCCUGUUCAUCAGGAUGGUUCAUGCAAUGGGCUUCAGCACUACGCCGCACUCGGGCGCGACGUGCUUGGCGCCUUCUCUGUCAAUCUCAUCCCGUCAGCAGUUCCUCAGGACGUCUACACCUCUGUGGCUCAACAGGUGGAGAUAGCCCGGAAGAAAGACGCGGCAAAUGGAGUCAAAAUUGCUCAGGUCCUGGACGGCUACAUUACUCGGAAGGUGGUGAAGCAGACAGUAAUGACGGUUGUGUAUGGAGUCACCCAAUACGGGGGGCGUCUCCAGAUAGAAAAACAGCUCAAGGAGAUUGAAAACUUCCCGAAGGAGGAUAUUUGGCAAGCUUCCAAGUAUCUUGUCCAGCAAGUCUUCCAAAGCCUUUCCGAAAUGUUCUCCGGGUCUCGGGAAAUUCAGAACUGGCUGACCGAAAGUGCCUGGCUGAUUUCCAAGAUCGGCCAGACGGUGGAGUGGGUGACCCCCCUGGGCCUGCCCAUCAUUCAGCCUUACCACAACAAGAAAUCCAUGUUGGUAAAGGGUGAGUUGCAGAACCUCCACUUAAAGUCAAGCUACAAGGUGGACCAGAAGCCAAAUACACGAAAGCAGAAGAAUGCUUUUCCACCCAACUUCAUCCAUUCUCUGGAUUCCAGCCACAUGAUGUUGACAGCUUUGCACUGUCAAAAGGCUGGGCUAACAUUUGUCUCUGUGCAUGACUGUUUCUGGACACAUGCAGCAACGGUUGACAUAAUGAAUAAAAUAUGCCGUGAACAGUUUGUAGCCCUACACAGCCAACCCAUUUUGGAGGACCUUUCAAACUUCAUGUUGCAGAAAUACUGUUCCGAUACCACAACGUGUGAAAGCGAUAAAAAGAAGAAGGGCCAGAAAGCUGUCCAGGCCAAGAUCCAGGAGCUGAAAGCUUUACUGGCUAAUAUUCCCAAGAAAGGUGACUUCCAACUAAAAAAGGUGAAGAGAUCAGUCUACUUUUUCAACUGAUUCUGCAAGAUCAUCUUUCUCCUGAUCCUCUCUACGUUCGAACUUAGACCCAGCCGGGGUGUCCGGGCGACAUUGAGAAGGAGCAACUCCCGUUUCUCUCCAGUCUCCCUGAACGGGAUUGAAAAUGUACCCGGUUCCUUAAAUUUGUUCCCUCUCUCAGUGCUUCUGGAGGGAAUCAGCCUGACAAGGAAUUCCUUUCCCACAGAGGAGUUGGAAACGCGUCACCCCAAAAACUGGGUUUUUAGAUUUAUCAGGGACACAUAAGGUACCUGGGCGUAAGUGUGCAA